CUCUUUGAAAGUUGCGCUGUAACAGACUGAGGAGGUAAGACACGGGUGAAGGCAGAGUGAACAUUUAGCACUAAGAAGCUGGGUUAACAUCCAGCCAGGCUCAGGAACAAGGUAUCUGACAUCUAAUCGAUUCUAAAAGGAAUGGGCAUCGUCUUGUUUUUCCUGCUUGUACUAAAGAUUUACAGCGAGGGUUGUUACAGUAGCUACAAGUAGGGUGUGUGUAGGGCAUUAGUCAUAACCUCCAAUGAGGAGGCUGAAGUGUGGUUUUUUAUGUGUACCCUUAGAAAUGGAAUGUGGGAAACUGAGUUAUUUAGAAAAGGUGUCCUCUGCCUUUUUUGCAGUUGCAGCGCUCAGGGCAGCUUGCAACUAUCCACAAGAAACAACAAACAAAAAAUCAAUAUAGCCACAAAAGCUUUAAAAAACACACAAGGCAGCAGAUCAAAACCCCUUAAAAAAAUAUGAUGCUAGUCUAUUAAAAACACGCAACCUGACAUGUCAGAACAAACAUUUUGACCAAAUAAGAGAUGAUUAAGAGUAGGGGCCAACUGAACAUCUUAGAGAAGGGGAUGUCGCUGUUUGGGCACAGCCACAAAGAAGGACCUCUUGCCAUCCUAGCCAUUCACUCCUCCACCACUAUCAGAAAGCAAAGAAGAGCCUCCCCCUUAGAUCCUAAUUUCUGGCUUGACAAGUGGGGUGCCGCAGGGUUCUGUCCUGUGUCCAUUGUUGUUCAGAAUUCAAAAUAACCUUAACAGAUUGGAGAACUGGGCCUGAGCUAACAAAAUGAAUUUCAGUAGGGACAAAUGUAAGGUUCUACACUUAGGCAGGAAUAAUCAGCUGCACAAAAAUAAGACUGGGUACACCCAGCUUGUCAGUAGUACAUGUGAAAAGGAUCUAGGGGUCUUGGUGGACAACAAGCUUAAUGUGAGACAACAGUGUGAUUCAACAGCAAAAAAGGAAAUGUUAUUCUAAGUGACAUCAACAGUAGUGUCCAGAUCAAAGGAAGUAAUAUUACCACUCUAUUCUGCCUUGGUCAGACCACACCUGGAAUACUGUAUCCAUUCUUGGCACCACAGUUUAAGAAGAAUGUUGACAAGCUGGAACGUGUGCAGAGGAGGGCAACCAAGCUGAUCAAGGGUCUGGAAACUAAGUCUUAUGAGGAAAGGUUAAAGGGGCUGGGUAUGUUUAUCCUGGAAAAGAGGAAACUGAGAGGAGAUAGGAUAGCCACCUUCAAAUAUCUAAAGGGCUGUCACAUGGAAGAUGGACCAAGAUUGUUUUCUCUUGCUCUGUAGGCUAGGAUUCAAACCAAUGGCUUCAAGUUACAAGAAAGGUGAUUCUGACCAAGCAUCAGGAUAAACUAGUAGGAGCUGUUUGACAGUGGAACAGUUUCCCUUGGGAGGUUCUGAACUCUCCUUUCUUGGAGGUUUUUCAUCACAGGCUGGAUGGCCAUUUGUCAUGGAUGCUGUAGCUGAGAUUCCUGCAUUGCAGUGGUUGGACUAGAUGAUCCCUCCAACUCUAUGAUUCUAUUCAGUAUUUUGUCAAUUUAAUCCCACAAUUGGAUUAAAUUAUUAACAGGGAGCAGGCGUAUUUGCUGGAUAUAAAAUAUUUUGGAAGUCUAAAUCCCUAAUUUUAGCCUGAUUAGCAACCAUUAUUAUCAAAGCCUCAGGUGAAAAGCCCAAUGCAUAUAUCUUGUUCCAAAGCAGCUUUCAUUGAUGCAAAGCAUAGUUGGCCAAAAGAAUGUACAACUGCAUUACAGUAUAAUCAAAUUGAAAGGUUCAGGGUAAUGAGCGCUAGAGCUCACUGGUUGAAAUCCAACUUACAAAAAAGCUGAAGCCCCAACUCAUUUAAGAACGCCAAGAAUAGACCAGAGGAUAAGUGCCUGCACGGCAUCCACAUAUGGCCCAGCAUCUUUAAUCCAGAUUGCAGCUCCAAUCAGCAACCGGAUAACAGAGUUAGCCUUUAAAAAAAUCUAGAGCUCAGUGUUUGUGGAAACCACUGUUAGUGUAACAAAAGUGGACAGUUGCUAAAGUAAAAUAUCACUUUUAAAAGAGUGAACAGAAGUGGAGAAAACACACAUCCUUGAUAUACUCUUCUUGUAGUUGAAAUGUGGAUCAGAGAGGUUCUCACUUGUCCACAGUGAAGCUACAUUUCAGUUUGACUAGACAUUUUACAAAUUCAAAACAAAGGCCUCUUGUGAAUAGACAGGGCCUCCAGCUUUACACAUAACAAAUUCCUUGGAACUAAAUCAAAAGCAUAGAAAGGUUAACGCCUCCCCCACUUUGAUUGGAGUACUCUGCUGCAUGAUGGUACAAAAAGAAACAGUGAUCUACAACUGUAUGGCUUGGUCUGGAGCCAAUUUAUUCAUCUCCAAGACUUUCAACUUCUUACUUCCAUAUCUCUCCCCCCACCCCAUAAACACUACAAUUGCCUUAUGAUAUAUGGGGACCGCAGCUCAUCUUAACACACAACGUGUAAAAUGAUGCUAAAAGGGGCACCUGUCAACUCAGAUUCUCUUUUAGUACAGAUGGAGGAAUACUAUCAAGCCUGGAUGCCUUGUUCAAUUCAUGCUGUGAAGUUAAAUCAUGGACAUCGUGUUACAUUUGUGCAAGUGUGUCCACACAUGAACCCUAAAACAUGCUUCCUAGAGAGGUGAGGCCUUUUGUGUGAGACAGUCACAUGCUUCUAUGAAAAUUUGUCACACCAAAGUAUCAUUGGACACACAAGCGACACAUACGGUUAUUGCAAGAAAGUAACAACGAAAUUAAUCCUAAAUUGAUAAAUGCAGUGCAGCAUGUACAGUGAGAUGAGGUGGGAGUUGGAGGCACAGCGUUAUGGUGGUUCCACUCGUACCUAAAGCAGCAUUCAAAGACGUCUGCUCAACAUUUGUGCUGCAGGGUCCUGUAAGCUUUCAGUUCUCCUCCCAUGCUUUUUAACAUCUCUGUGAAACCUCAGGGUGGGGUCAUUAGAAGAUUUAUAGUGAUGUGCAAUGAAUGUGCUGGUGGCACUUGUCCCUGUUUUUCAUUGUCAGCUGAGUCAGGUGAGGUGGUCCAGGUGCUUAGAACUGAUAAUGAGCUGAAUGAAGGUUGAAUCCUAACAGCAUGGAGGUGUUGACAGGUGGUUCCAUGCUUUUAAUGCGUUUUGUAUGUGUAUUUGCUCUUUGCAUUGCUGAAUGUUAUUGUUUUUGCUUGUGAUAUAAUUAUUCUAAAUAGAGAAACAAAAUUGAUAAGAAGCAAAUAUCACUUAAAUCACAGUAGGAUUUAAUUCUGAGAAAACAUGCUGCUAGCUUUCUGCUGUUAUGACCAAAGCAAGCCUAUCUGUCUGUUUUUAUUUUAUUUCUAAUUUUAUUUCUAUUGUAUGUGAGAUAUAUGUAUGUAUGAGAUGAAAUCUUCCUUGGGCACCACUAAACUGAUGUGGGUAACCCAAGUAAAAAUGUUUUUAAUUUGUAAAUGAAUAUUUAAUUUUAUUUAUCUAGGGCAUGUAUGUCCAAUGCGUUGACCACAAUUGACUCGGGGAUCACUUGAGAAUUUUGGUCCAUCAUGGCUGCUUCAAGCACCCCGCUCGGCCACCGGCUUUGCCCGACACCCAGUCAGCUGGCCGGCCCAGACAGGUGCAAGGCUCCUGCCUCCGUCUCCUGCAAGCUGCAGCCCCGGGCAGGGAGGCAAAGAUGAGGUGUGUGGACUCUGCAUGGGCUGCACCUGCAGAGGUGUCCGGUCAGCUGGCCAGCCACGAAAUGGAGCUGAGGGAAGGGCAGCACGCGAGAGAGACCAUGACGUUUCUCCUUCUCCCCCCUCCCACCAUUUCCCAUGGAAAGAAAACCCUCCCCUUCCUAGUUCUGCAUGGAUGCUGAACUUUCCCCACCUUUCCAGCUCCAGCCUAGCUGCAUUUAUUCAAAAGUAAGACGCUGCCGCCCCUUCCCACAUUGCUCUUUCAUCUGGUAAAGGGGAAAGUGGACAUUCUGGGGCGUGUUGGCUUCCCGUGUGCACCAACGGCCCUGUGAAGGGGCUGGUGUGGGGGUAAUAAUUUGUUAUUAUUGUAUAAUCAUAAUUUGUAUAAUAUGAUUAUUGUAUAAUCAUAUCAUACAAUAAUGAUUAUAAUAUGAUUAUUGUAUAAUAUGAUUAUUGUACAGUGGUACCUCGGGUUACAUAUGCUUCAGGUUACAUAUGCUUCAGGUUACAUACGCUUCAGGUUACAUACGCUUCAGGUUACAGACUCCGCUAACCCAGGAAUAGUACCUUGAGUUAAGAACUUUGCUUCAGGAUAAGAACAGAAAUCGUGCUCUGGCGGCGCGGCUGCCGUGGGAGGCCCCAUUAGCUAAAGUGGUACUUCAGUUUAAGCACAGUUUUAGGUUAAGAACGGACCUCUGGAACGAACUAAGUACUUAACCCGAGGUACCACUGUAUAAUCAUAAUCUGGCUGGGUUUCCCCAGCUAAAUAUAAUAUGUUUAAGUUGACGAAUGACCAUGGGAGAGUGUGGUAGAUCACUGCCAUUUUUUUAUAUUGAAUGGUGGAUUGCAACCUGUUGGAUGUUGGACGUACCUCAGCUAGGGAGCUUUCAGCAUUCAUUUUGCAGAGGUGCUAGUUGCGGCAAAAGCCACAAAGAGUAUUGCGUUAAAGACUAAAAGGUUUAUUAUGGCAUAAGUUCUCUCUCACGUUCAUGAAAGCAAAAUGCUGUCACACUGUAGCAUCAUGGGAAGGAAUGGAAGCCACAGUGAAGAUAAUGUAGGUGAAUAGGUGGGGUUUUGCAAAUGAAAGCUUGUUCAGUUUUCAGUGGCUGUCACAGUGUGCUGAUUAUGCUUUAACUCUGCCUUGGACUAUUGUCUCUCUUUUAUUUGUGUUAUAAUUUUAAUGUGGAAGGCAGUACAGUCAAACCUCAUUUGUUGAAUGUAAUUCGUUCCGGAAGCCCGUUCUGAUUGGCUGCAGGAGCUUCUUGCACUCAAGAGGAAGCCGCAUCGGAAGUUUGGCUUUCGAAAAAUAUUUGAAAGCCAGAGCACUUCUGGGUUUUGAGUGUUCAGGAGCCAAAACAUUCCAAAAUGGAAGCGUUUUGGAACCGAGGUUUGACCAUAUAAAUAAGUUUUUAAUAAAUAAUUAAAAUUCAGUUUGAUGGAAUGAAGUAGAUGGGCUGUGGAGUGAGAAAAACUCACCCCUUACUCCAGGAGCAGGAAGCUUGUUUGUUUUACUCACCUCAGUGGUGUCUCUAUAGGCAGCCCUUUUCUUUCCUCCCAUAUAAGUGAAUGGCUGCUUUUCAUUCUGCACACGGGAGCAUUGCUGUAUGAGGUAAAGAUGUCUCCUGACAGUGGGUGGUUCUGCCUCCAUUGACAAGGUGGGAACAAAUAUGUAUCUGUGUGCUGUUCAUAAAGAGAUACCAUACAGCCUACCCUGACGUUUCUCCAGCAUUUAGGCCCUCCCCUCACAUGCACCCUGUCUAUCAACAUAGAAACUGGGACAUUUUCUAAUAAACAGUAGAUUGAGUAUUGAACUUUUGUUAUUCAGGAAAAUAAACCGGAGGAGGAUUCAGAUGAAGAACUUUCUCCAGAGGAAAAGAGGACAUUGGAAAGAAAGCUGAAGAAAGAGCGCAAGAAGGAAGAAAAGAGAUUAAUGCGAGAAAAAGGGAUCGUAGUUAAGAAAGUAGAAUCUAAGAAACCAUCACCGUCAGAGUUGGCACUAAACUAUUUAACUAGGUAAGUUCAAUAGCUUUGAAGAUUCCUCAAGAGUUGUUGGCUUCCAUCUGUCUCAGAAGACAAUGGAGUGUGCCUUUGGGGUGAAUGUUCAGAAUAUGUCAUCUGUUUUGAACUUGCUACCAAAUUUUAUUUCUGAAGCACCAAGUAGAGGCAAAUUCCAGUUAUUUCAAUGAAACUUGUUUCCAGGAAGUUUAGGAUUAGGUUUAAAUGGUGAUAACUUCAACAGGUUGGUUAAAGUACAAGUUCUUAGAGUUAAGGUUAAUAUUGGGAGACCUACUUCAGUUGGUGUGGGACUGAUGCAAGCCAGACUUUCUGACAAUCCUUUCAACAAGAGCAUAUAAAAUCUAUGCAUAGAGUGAUACAAAAUGAAUGAUUGGGUUACAAAUUGUCUCCUUAUGCUCUCCUAAAUGGCUUUCUUUCUUUCUUAACUUGGUGGCCCCAUAUGCAUAUGCACAAUAUCACAAACCACUUGUGAUCACAAACCACUUGUGAUCACAAUAUCACAAACUCCUUGCAAUUUCAAAAGCAGCGUCCCAUGUGGCAGUAUGAGGAGUGGGACUUGUGUUAUAGAAAAGCAAAUUUAAAUCCCUCAUGGGCUCAUGGAACUGGUUCUGUGUAUGGAUCCCGGCCUAUUUACUCCUCCCAAAUUCCUGGUUUAUUUUGUAUAGUUGUCUCCCACUCUCAAGCUGGCAUUUGUAGGAUGCACAGGUAGCCUCCCAUCCAGGUACUGACCAACCACAGAUCUGCUUAGUUUCAACAUGGUUGUUGUAGCACAUACAUGGUCUGAAAUUAAGUGGGAACCCUUGUUCAGCAAGUAACUGCAGGGAAGUUGAGUGCUGACAUUUCCCUUAACCACAGUUAAUGCAGAAGAGGCAAUUCACUCGCAAGAGGGAAUGAGAAUGGGAAGGGGUAGGGUGUAAAUCUGGAUGCUGGCUCUCAGUUUCUGAAUAGUACUUAGGAGGGAGGCAACGUCAUGUCUGCACUGAUUCCAUAACAAGGUGACAUAAAGCAGGCGAAACCAAUUAUAUGCGUCCUCCUGCAAAAGUGGACAACACUAUUUGUGCCUUGAAUCCCAGAAGAGGUUUGCAAGUGAAGAAAAAGAGAGAGAUCAGAAACCCUAAACCAGACCUUUAGAAACACAUAUCAAAGCAGCAAUAAACCAAAAAGGUUGCAGCACACACUUUGAACAUUCACACAACCUUUGUGCAGUUAGUUAUUUUGUAUUUAAUAAGAUGAUUAAAUGGAGAUAAGUCAUUGUUUUUCCAUAUGCACUGAAAUUGCAUGAAGUGUCUUAAAGUCAUGCAGCUUUAAUGAUUCGAGGCAAAGUAUUACAUGACAUUUGGUUGAUAGAAAAGAGCUAAAAGGGUUGUACAUUUUAGAAAGUUUGGUGAAGAACAAAGCCUUAUAUUUGAAUACCAGGGUUUUAUAAUUAUAUGCCAGGGUAAGUGAGUGGUUCCAGACUUCAAAUAAUGAUUUACUGUAAUUAGAUAUUGGGCCGGGGGGGGGGGGACAACUUAAAAUUCCAGUAGGGGAUAAAAGGGAGAGGGGGUGGUUAAAAGUAAAAAGCUUCCAUAACAGGCUACAGCCAAUUACAGGACCCAGAUAAACACAAAGGUGGUGUUUAUUUUUUCCCAACAGCAACCCAGUUUCCACUCUAAAAUCCAGAAGACUAGCAUGUUACAAAAUAUAGGUUACCACAUGAAAUAGCUCCAGUAUCUGAUCUCCAGCAGUACUUAGGACUAAAACACACAGGCAGGCUAAAUGGUUGCUUAUAACUUUUUAGUGUGGAGGGAGAAAAUUAAUUGCCUUCCAAGCUGGGGGAACGUGUGUUUUUUGUGACAUAACCCUCAUAGUGGAGUGAUAGCAAAAUGACAGCAAUAUUCUCAAUAUGGAGCAUAGCUGGGAUUCUUCACCAUUGUUUGAAAUGGCAAUUGGAUGGGCAAGUUAUAUGCCAUCUGCUCAAAAAGUACUCUGGAAUGUACUGGUAAGUGAUUACUGCAGUAUUAGCAGUCAGGUUUGAUGAAUAAAGGAUGAAACUGUGGCCUCUUUUAGUCAACGUUUUAUCUAUUUUGAAUAUAGUCCUAUUUUGAGGACUAUUUUGGGUAUCAUUUUCAACUGACAUUAAACAGGAAAUCACUCAUAACCAGUGUUCGAAACUCCCAUUGUUUUAGGCGCAUUUUGCGACAGGGAAUUUCAUUAGCGUGAGCAGUUUCUGAGUUCUGGGCUCAGUACUGCACCUAAGAUUUCAGAUUAAAACUGCAGAGUGGAAGGAAAGGGAGAACCUUUUUCUGCCUCUCCACAUCCGGCUUCUCUCUGAAGACUGGAGAAGAGACCCUCUUAAGAAUAUUAGGGGGUGGGCAGGGAAGGACUAGACCAUAUGAAAAAUGAACAUAAUAUUUUAACUGCAGUUCAUUCAUUUUCAGCUUUGUGUUCUUGUUAUAAAAAAGUGCGCCUAGACAUUCCGCUGAUGUGCUAAUAACCUAGGUUUAAGAAAGCUCCUAGAUUUCAUCUCUCAAUUUCUAACACUGCUCAUAACAUAUUAAGAUUGGCUGGCAUUGUUACAUCUUGGGAGACAAUGGAAGAGUGUACCUUUGGGGUGAAGUCAAACUAUGGGAUAGUUCCAUGCCUGCUGUCGCUAUAGAGACCGAUACGGGAGAGAUAGGUUUUGUUGCAGCUGUGGCAUAUAAAGGCAUUUGGUUGUGUUGAUGCAGGUUACCAUGACAUUUUCACAGUUUUAAAAAAAUGCCAUUGUACACCUGCAUCAACACGACCAAACGCCUUUAUAUGCCACAGCUGCAACAAAAAACCUAUAUCUCAACAAAAGAGGUUUAAAGACUGUCUCAAGGUAAAUCUAAAAAAAUGUAGUAUAAACACUGACAACUGGGAAACACUGGCCUGCGAGCACUCCAGUUGGAGAACAGCCUUUACCAAAGGUGUCAUGGACUUUGAAGACACUCGAACUCAGAACGCAAGGGAGAAAUGUGCUAAGAGGAAGGCAUGCUUGGCAAAUCUACACUGUGAUCAACUCCCACCCGGGAACCAAUGUCCCCACUGUGGAAGGACGUGUGGGUCCAGAAUUGGCCUCCACAGUCACUUACGAACUCAUUGUUAAAACCGUGUUUAUGGAAGACAAUCUUACUUGGCUACGAGUGAUCACCAAAGAAGAAGAAGAAGACCAUGGCAUUUAUUCUUUCUGCGCUCCUCCCGGCAGUCAUUCUUCCUCUUGUCACUGCUGUGAAUACACAACCUGACUCUCUCCAGGUGCUGUAGUAGUCUGUAAGGGAUUUCCCCAUGGUGGGGUUAAUGUUGCCAAUCUUCAUGUCACUUUUGCAGACAUCUUUGUAACACAGAAUUAGUCUGCCAAAGAACCAGGUGCCUGAAGCCAGUUCCCCGUAGAGCACUUCCUUGGGGAUCCUGCCAUCUUCCAUCCUGUGGACAUGACAAAGCCAACGUAGACGUAGCUGAGGCAGGAGUAUGAACAUGUUGGGAAUGUGGGCUUGGGAGAGCACAUCAUUGUUUGAGGUUCUGUCCUGCCAUGUGAUGCCCGAAAUCUUUCUGACGCAGCACACAUGGAGGGCAUUAAAGCAUUGCUCCUGGCGGGAGUAAGUUGCUCAUGUCUCACUACAAUGAAGCAGUGCGCUCAACAUUCAAGGCUGGUAGACCUUCAUCUUGGUAUUGGUCGUUAGCCUAACAUUCUCCCAUGCUGUUCUGGAGAAAACACAGCCCUGUUCCACACUGCUUUUUAAAGGGAAGGCAUCCAAGGAUGAGCUGUCAUAGUGGAAGGUGCUACACAUGUUCUUGUGGAAGGACAAGCGUCUUGUGGCGCUUAGGUGGGCAUACUAUCAUAUUGAGUAAUGAAGCGUCCUUUUCAGUUGACGAUGUCAAAGUCCUUUGUCAAGUUUUUGGAGGUGAUGUACAAGGGCGACUCUGCUCUCAGCAUUUCUCCUGCAGCUGACGCAGUGUGAAUAUCAAGUUGACUGUUGACCUCUGAGCUUUAAACCGGCUUUGUGACUCAGGAUAAACCCUGUCAGUGAGUAACUGUAAUUUGUUGAGAACUACAUGGGCGAAGACUUUCCCCACAGUACUCAGCAGGGAGAUUUUUCGGUAGCUGUUGCAGUCAUAGUGGUCACCGUUGUUCUUGUAGAGGGCCGGAAUGCUGGAGUCGCACUUGUCUUGUGGCACAGAUCCUGUUUCCCAGCAUUGCAAGAGAAGGCCAUGGAGGUGCAUCAUGAGGGAGGAGUUGAAGCUGGCUUUCAGCACUUCACUUGAGAUUCCUUCCUGUCCUGGGGCUUUAUCACAUGCCUGAUAGUUAAGGAAGGGAGGGACAUCCAGCUCUUCCAAAGACAGGCAGAGUCUGGAUGCUGUCAACUGCUGUGUCAGCAAUCAUGUUUUUCUGCAAGUGCUGUUCUUGAUAGUGCUCAUCUGCUUGCUGCAGUCUGUGAUGAUCUCUCCAGACAAGGUUUUCAGUGGUACGGUUUUCCUGACUAUUGGUCCAAAGGCUUUCUUCAUGCCUUCAUACAUUUUGCAAGUGAGUUGAAUGCUCUGACACAGCUUUAGCCAAUAAUCAUUGGCAUACCGUCUGGCAAUCCUCUGGGCAUCACUCCUUGCCUUUCUCAGUGCAGACUUUAAACAGGAAAUCACUCAUAACAUAAUGGGAUAGUCAUUACAAAUUUCCAUGUUUGAAGGAAACACCUUAAAGUGACUUCCGAUGCUAAUAACACCUUGUAAUUGAAAGGAGUGUGAAUACCUGCAGUAUAAAGAGCAGAUUAAUGAAAGAACUUAGUCAUGCAUGACUAUUUAGAUGAGAAUCCACCUAGCUUUUCAGAAGCCAUGUCAAGCAGCAGCUUUCCACAAAGAAAGCCAACUGGAACCUGUGUUUUGGUAUAACUAAUGCUAAAAGGGUGUUGUAUAAUUUUAAUAAUAAACAAUAAAUAAAAUAAAAUAAUAUGAUGAAUUAAGUUGCGUAGUGUGGUGUUUGUUCAUUCCAGGUAUUGUUCACGAUUACUUGUGUUUAGUUAUUAAGCAGAAAUAUCUGGCAUUGCUUUCUAUUGGCAUCAUAAUCUUUGUGUUGUUGAGCUACACUCUCUUUAAGUCAGUUGAGCCUUUGGAAGGGCUGAAGUUGAAGAAAAAAAUCAACCUCAAAAUUUUGAAAAGCUUCUCAAGUUAUUUGGUUAUCUACAUUUAUCUUGUUUUUUCCCCAAGAGGAGAAGAUGGAAGACUUCUAAGAACUGAUCCAGCUAAGACUUCCUUAUUGGGGGGGGGGUGUAUUUUCAGGAAUGAGAAGACUGAUAAUUCUGCUUUUGAUGUAGAAGAAAACAGGAAAUACUGAGAUAACAUUCUUAACAAGGAAGUAAAAAAAGAAGGGUUCGCCCACAAUUUCCCAAAUGUUCUGUUUACUGUUUUAUUUGGGCUGAUUGUUUUGGAUAGAUCCUUAUGACAAGCAUGUUUAGAUGUUUUUGCAUCAGCCGCAAAAAUAAAAGUGAGUGGGUGGGAAUUGCAAAUGUUAGUCAGCACAUGAUACCUUAUCUAGAAAUGGUCACUUCUGACCUGGGCCAUGUAAACAACUCUCCAGUAUCUGAAAGAACCAGCAGAGGGCAUAAUUAAGUUUUCUCCGGCUCCCUAAUGAAUUGAGAAUAUGUUUGUCCCUUAGUAUGCUUUGGCCAAAAUGCUCAUAACAGGAAAAUACUCUCAAAAGCUUCUGGUGCAUUUUAUUUAAAUAUUUCUUAUUAUUCCUCUUCAGAAAGUGAUUCCUGGGUGGUAUACAACUGAACUGAAAAAAUAUACUGUACCGUGAAUUGCCUAUACAACACACCAUAGAAAAAAGAGCAAGCAACAGCAUUUGAAAAUCCUGAGUUAAAUUUGCUUUUUUAAAAGUUUUAAUCUGGAGUCUAAAAAUAGUAUUGGAUGCCUCCUUAGGUUUUCAACAUGCCCUGCUACUAAUUUUAAACCUUUUUAAAAAAAAGAAAAUCACUUUUUCAAAAUAAUUGUUACAUGCUUCCAGUGUUAGUGAAAAAUUCCUACAGAUGUCUGAAUAGAAUUCACUUUAGGUAAAGAUGGUGAAAGGUGUGGAAGUGUGAAUUGCAGCAAACAUGUACCUAAAUGACCUCCUUCGCAGCUCUGUGUGUUCUAGAGAGGUUCCUGUCUGUCACAUUUAGCAAGUUCUCUUAUUUCCUGGGGGACGCGGGUGGCACUGUGGGUUAAACCACUGAGCCUAGGGCAGGGGUCAGCAAACUUAGUGUGCCUCGGGCCGGUGUCUCCAGCGCCUAUCGCGCGGUGGGCCAGAGGGCGGGGGAGCGCGUGCCCAUAUGCAUGAGCACACGCUAUUUCGGGCGCACCUCCAGGUCGGAGGAGCACCGGAAAUAGCUUGUGCACAGGCCUCCUCCGACCUGGUUGUGCACCAGAAAUAACGCUUUCGCAUGCGCACAAGCUAUUUCCGGUGCACCUCUGACCUGGAAGUGGGCAGCCGCUCAGCGCAGCGCUGGUAAGAGCAGGCGGUGGGGGCAGGCGGCGGGGGUCACCGCAGGCUGGAUAAACGAGUCCCUCGGGCCUUAUCCAGCCCAUGGGCCUUAGUUUGGGGACCCCUGGCCUAGGGCUUGCUGAUCAGGAGGUCAGCAGUUCGAAUCCCCGCGACGGGGUGAGCUCCCGAUGCUCGGUCCCAGCUCCUGCCAACCUAGCAGUUCAAAAGCACGAAGUGCAAGUAGAUAAAUAGGUACUGCUCUGGCAGGAAAGUAAAUGGCGUUUCCGUGCACUACUCUGGUUCGCCAGAAGCGGCUUAGUCAUGCUGGCCACAUGACCCAGAAGCUGUACACCGGCUCCCUCGGCCAGUAAAGCGAGAUGAGGGCCGCAACCCCAGAGUCAUCUGCGACUGGAGCUAACGGUCAGGGGUCCCUUUACCUUUACCGUUUACCUUGUUUCCUGGAGAUUUAUAUAUCCACUGUUUUCUCUGGGUGUGAUGCCAUACUUGUAGUGAUCAAAUGAGGCAUAAUAUGGGGGGCCGGUAGGUGGGUGAGAUGGCCACGUUGCUGAUUUAAGCAUUCACACUGUAGAUCAGCAAUAGUUUGCUCUGUCUCCUAAAUCAGGGUGGUCCAACACAUGGCCCAAGGGCCGCAUGUGGCCUUCAAGGCCUUUUGAGGCGGCCUUCAGCAACAUUUGAUGCCCCACAACAGCCAUUGCACUGCCUUCCCAAAGCUGGGUAAGAAUGGUCUUGGGCUUUGGGCAGGAGUCACAAGGCUCUGACAGGGUUCUAGAGUCCACCUUCCUCCUUCCCAAAGCCUAGUUAAUGCUUUCCCAGCUUUGGGAAGGAGGUAGCAGGGUUCUAGGACCCUACCAGAGACUCGCGCCUCCUUGCCAAAGCCUAGUGCCAACAUCAAAUUUUGGCUUCGCUAUCCCCUCCACCACGUAGCAAGGCAUUGUGCAGCCCAUGGGUUAAUGUUGAAGGACUCCUGCAAGGCACUUGGUAAGAAAGUUGGCCCGCCCUGUCCUAAAUGGAUUUCCUGGUGUAAAUCAUCAUAGCACUAUAAAUCACUAGGAAGUCCCCAUUUCAAAUCUCCCUGUAGACAUCAGGUCAGUAGGCAGACUUAGGCAACCUGCUCACUCAGCCUCCACUGCUGAUAAGCAAUAUGUGGAUAAUUGUACCUUGUAGGGUGGUUGUUAGCUUCAUUGAGCUUGUAUUAUCCCAAAUGCUUUGGAUGUUCCACAGCACUAUAUAAACAGUAAAUAUUGCUGUCAUAUUUUGGACUCCUCCAUGGGAAUGGGGUUGCAGUCUGGACAAGCCACCUAUGAUCUCCAGGCCCUAGUAAAGUGUACUCUCUCCCUGUGGGCCCUCAUGUCUACCACACCACUGUGUUGCCCCUGACUGGUUAGUCUACUUUGGGGCUCUAUUAAAAAACAAAGUAGAUUCCAGAUGUCUAAAGUCUUCCCACCCCCGGAUCAGGCAGGAGAGCAGUGAAACCAAAUCUGGUUUGCCAGUGCUUAUUAUUUAUUUUUCUUUGUUUCCUGCCUCUUGCAUGUGAAACUCAAACCUUCUUAGGACCUAAGUGUGUUGGUUGGUUAGCAUACCAACAUUGUCGGAAGAUGAUGUUUGGCUGUACUUUGAAAGAGGUGCUUAUAUGGCAGCAGCUUCAGUUAUCCUAUAAUAAUGUCUAGGAAUGCCAUGUCUUUUAAACGGGUAUUUGAUCAAAUUGUCCCAGUCAGAUAGCAAAAUUCAGUAAGAUUACCUUGUAUUCCCUGCCAAGUAGGUGGAGAAUUUGCAGUCUCCAACAUAGAGGCAGCAACCAUUUUGCGAGGGUUCCCAGCCCCGGUACAAGUUGGUGGAGUGCAUAUAAGUUUUGUCCCCCAUUCCACCCCUGUUCUGCCUUCUUCAAUUGGCCUAAAAUGGUUGCCGCCCGUAUUGUAACUUUGCAGUGACCAGUUAAGUUUAUAUCAGGCAGAUACCAAUACAAAAUCUUUACUGUAUCUGUUGAAAUCAGCACUACUUCAGAAGGCCAACAAGGUCUUGGCUGUAGCACAAUGAAGGACAAACAGAAGCUUGACUAAUUUGAUUAUCUGAAUCCAAAUCUAAGCAUAAAAAUGCCACAACGGAAGCUUAAAUGUUUGUUGAUUAAUCCGAUAAAUUAUUAAAAACAGCAGACCAGUCUACAGAUUUAAGAUUAUAAAUACCACACACAGAAAUACCUAACUACAAAUGCCUCACAUUGUUUUAGGAGAGAGUCAUGAGAAGGGAAACUUGUUUCUCACACAAAUAUAUGCAGUUUUCAUUAAUUAAUCAUCUAGAACUAAUAUGAUUUAUUAAGAUUUCCUUAUUUGAGUGACAGCCCUAGUAACAAAUGAUUUUUUCAGGGUGGGGUUGGGGAGGUUGCCACAGCUGACCUGGUUUCUCAGAUCCCAGAAAAAUUUACUUUGUGGCACAGAAACACAACACUCUUUCCUUCCUCUGCCCCUUACUAGCAGGAAAUAUGAAUACAUAUUUGUGUGUAUUAUAGUUCUUUUAAAUAGUGUGUUGUUUCAUAUUUUAUUGAAUGCUUUGUAAAGUCUGGAUUGAGCUUUUUAAAAUUUUCCCUGUCCUAGAUCCAUCACAGCUAUCAUGCUGCCUUGAAUUAUUGUUGUUUGCCUGCUUGAGUCAUGGAAAUUUAUCUAAUGUUGUGUGGUUACAUUUAUAUAAUGCAUCAUAUUUUAAAACAUGUCAACAGUUUAUAUGACCGGCCAAGAGGCCCAUGCUGAGAAAAAUCUGGACUUAAUUAUGUAAAGCUAACUCAGUCUCAGCAGGUGUGUCUAACAAUAUACUUCUAUCAAAAUUUUGGGCCCCUGUGGGACUGCUUUCUCUGCCUCUGAGAACAUAAUUUUUUUGGUUCUACUGACCUUUCUCAACUCAAGUUCGUCAGUGAGGAGCUUCUUGUGAAAGAUGUCAGUUUAUUACACUUGAAUCUAUCAACAUUUUCUUUAAUACUUGUUUCAAGAAAACUUAUGUUCUAGUCUAAGAAGUUAGGAUAAAUUAGUGUUUUCUUAACUAAGAAGUUAGUACAGUGGUGCCUCGCAAGACAAAAUUAAUUCGUUCCGCGAGUUUCUUCGUCUAGCGAAUUUUUCGUCUUGCGAAGCACGAAAUCCCAUAGGAAUGCAUUGAAAUUCAAUUAAUGCGUUCCUAUGGUCAAAAAAAGUCCAAACAAAGCCAAAUUUGGUACAACAAAAGUUUAUUAAGUGCUCUUUAAAGUCACACAUACUGUAAAGAGCAUUUCAAAAAUUGAAGGAACAAUAAAUUAAGUUUCUAAACAUGACAGAAAAACAUUUAAAAAUCAACAAAGUGUACAGUACAUUUUCUAAGACUCUGGGGAACCACUCGAAGAAGGUUCCUCUUCCACUCUUUGCUUCUUGCUGAAGAACCUGUCCAUGGUCUGCUGCUUCAUCCGCCUUUUCAGCACCUCCCUGAAAGGCGACAUGACCAUCGUAUCAAAAGUGUUUGCAAGGUCAUGUGCCACGUGCUCGUUAGGGUGGUGCCGCUGUGCAAAAGCCUGCACAUCCUUCCACUUCAUGCAAAUGUCCCUCAGUUCUUUGGAGGACAGCCGUUCCUCAGUUGCUUCCUCCUCUUCCAGCGAGGCCUGCUCCUGCGCAGCCUCUGCCUGCAGUUCGACCAGCUCCUGGGUGGUCAGCUUGUGGUCGUGCUCCUCCACCAGCUCGCAGACGUCCUCCUCUGUGACCUCCAGGCCCAUGGUCCUCCCCAAGGCAACAAUUUCCUGCACCACUGUUGACUCUGGUGCAUCAGAGUCACUUGGUGCCACACAGUCCGGCCACAGGCUGCGCCAAGCGCAAUUCGAAUUUCUCUGGCUGAUCCCGUUCCAGGCCAUGGUGAUCAUCUACAAGCAGGUGACGAUGUCGAAGUGGUCCUUCCAGAAUUCCCGCAGGGUGAUGGUGGUGCAAUCAGUCACCUCGAAGCAUCGCCUGAAAAGCUCCUUGGUGUAGAGUUUUUUUGAAAUUGGCGAUGACCUGCUGAUCCAUCGGCUGGAGCAGUGGCGUGGUGUUAGGCGGCAGGAUCAUGAUGCUGAUGAAGCUGAAUUCCUCCAACAAGUCCUCCUCAAGGCCUUUAGGAUGAGCAGGAGCAUUGUCCAUCAGAAGCAAAGCCUUCAGUGGCAGGUCGUUGUCCAGCAGGUACUGUUUGACAGCAGGGCCAAAAGCAAGAUUGACCCAGUCCACAAACAGCACACAUGUGACCCAAGCCUUACUGUUGGAUCGCCACAUGACACUCAGCUGCUCCUUGUCGACCUUGUGUUUCUUGAAGGCCCGUGGGUUCUCCGAGUGGUACACCAGCAGGGGCUUGAUCUUCAGGUCGCCGCUUGCGUUGGCACAGAAGAGCAGGGUCAGACAGUCCUUCAUGGGCUUGUGGCCAGGCAACUUGGCCUCCUCCUGUGUGAUGAAAGUCCUUUUGGGCAUCCUCUUCCAAAACAGCCUGGUCUCGUCGCAGUUGAAGACCUGCUGUGGAACGUAGCCCUCCGUCUUCACAGCCUCCAGGAACUCCAAUGCAAAGUCUUCAGCCGCAGAAACAUCAGAACUGGCAGCCUCUCCAUGCCUGACCACGCUGUGGAUUCCAGAUCUUGUCUUGAACCGGACAAACCAGCCUCUGCUUGCCUUGAAGACUUCUGGCUCGCCUGAGAUUCCUGGCUGUUCCCGGACGAGGUCUGCGUGCAAGGCCUUGGCCUUCUCACAAAUGACGGCCUCAGUCACUGUGUCCCCUGCACGCUGCUUCUCUUCUAACCAGAUGAGCAGCAACUUCUCGACCUCCUCCAGAACAGCUGGGCGGUUCUUCACGAUCCUGGUGACUCCCUUGGCUGCAUCAGUCUCAAGGAUCUUCUCCCUCAUCUUCAGGAUGGUGCCGAUGGUCGAUGGGUUCCUGCCGUACUCCCUGGCGAGGUCUGUCACAUGCAUUCCACCAUCGUGCUUCCGGAUGAUCUUCUUCUUCAUUUCCAGCGUCACCUUCUCCUUCUUCCUCUCGCCGGCCUCUGCAGCAGCAGUCUUCUUGGGUCCCAUGGCAGCACAGCUCCUAGCUUCGUAAACUCAGGAAAAAAAAAAUCAGUGCUUCACACCCAAAAAAUUCAAAAGCACCCAGCCACCCACCACACAGGAAUUCAAACCCAGAACCAAGUCCUUGAAUUCCAAACACCCAACCCAAAAUCCAAAACCCCCCCAAAAAGUUUUAAAAGUUUAACUUACGAAAUGGCUGCAAAUCACCAAAGUCUUCAAAAUCCUCAAAUGGCUGCAAAAGAAGUUUUGGAAAAGCUUUAAAAAUCACCAAAGUCUUCAAAAACCUCAACUGUUCCCCCAGCCACCCACCCACCACACAGAAAUUGCAAACCCCUCCCCAGCUGUUGCAAACCCCUCCCCAACUGUUGCAAACCCCUCCUCAACUGUUCCCCCAGCCGCCCACCACACAGAAAUUAAAAGCCAGAAAUUUUUUAAAACAAAAACAACAAUUAAUUAUUAUUAUUAUUAUAGUAUCUGAGAAGCUGGCGACUCACCUCAUGUGCAUAGAGUGGUGGGUUGCUUUUGAAAGAAAAAUAGUCAAAGGGUGUAGUCCACUUGAAAGUUCUCCUGCAGAAUAGUGUUCUUGCACACACCCCAUUCAUUUCAAUGGUACUUGUAGAAGUUAUCUUCAAAAAUUCCACUAUGUGCUCCUAAAGUAGUUCUUUGUGCUUAGGUAGUAUCUCAUUUUUAAAAUUACCAGAAAAAUAAGAAACUAAUCUUUCUUUAUACUUCUUACCAGAUUUGUUUCCCAUUUUCUGAUAUCCAAUUAAUAUGGGGCCACAGGAAAUUAAAUUACCAAACUGAAUGCAUGUUUAACUGUUGGAGAUGCUGAGUUAUUUAUUGUCUGCAACCUUGUUCUCCUACCAUCGUGUCUGCAUACAGCAAAGCUGUCACAAUAUUUAUGCAGUUUUUUCGUUUCAAACACACUCUUUGGGGUUGCAGCAUACAAUAGUGAAUGGUAUGAAGAAUAAUAAUAAUAAUGCCUUAGGUCUCUGCGUGAAAAAUACCUGCUGCUUGCAGAGUCAGCUGGUGUUGUUUCUGUUGCUAAUAGGAGGGGCCUAAGGCCAAAGUACAAGAGAGUAUGUGUUUUGCAAAACACCAUCAAGACUUGGAUCUCAAAAAAUCAUUUACUCGGGUUAAGUCAGUAAGGCUAGUAAUGCCAGGGUUGAGGACAGUGUCCUACAUUUCAUUUCCUUUUCCAUAUUCCCAGUGCUAUUUUCUAGAAAAAGAGAUGCUGAAGCUCACCACCCGGAAAAACCUGGACUUAUUUUUUUGUCCGGAAACUCAUUUUUGGGAAUAUGGCAACCCUAUGUGCCACAGUUGCCCAGAUAUGAUUAGUAGUAGGAACACUGGAGCCACUAAGACCAUUUUUUUGUUGUUUAGUCGUUUAGUCGUGUCCGACUCUUCAUGACCCCAUGGACCAGAGCACGCCAGGCACUCCUGUCUUCCACGGCCUCCCAUAGUUUGGUCCAACUCAUGCUGGUAGCUUCGAGAACACUAUCCAACCAUCUCGUCCUCUUGCGUCCCCUUCUCCUUGUGCCCUCCAUCUUUCCCAACAUCAGGGUCUUUUCCAGGGAGUCUUCUCUUCUCAUGAUGUGGCCAAAGUAUUGGAGCCUCAGCUUCAGGAUCUGUCCUUCCAGUGAGCACUCAGGGCUGAUUUCCUUCAGAAUGGAUACGUUUGAUUUUCUUGCAGUCCAUGGGACUCUCAAGAGUCUCCUCCAGCACCAGAAUUCAAAAGCAUCAAUUCUUCGGCGAUCAGCCUUCUUUAUGGUUCAGCUCUCACUUCCAUACAUCACUACUGGGAAAACCAUAGCUUUUACUACACGGACCUUUGUUGGCAAGGUGAUGUCUCUACUUUUUAAGAUGCUGUCUAGGUUUGUAAUUAGAGAGUGCAUUAAAUUUUGAGCUUGGUAAUCUUACCUUUGGUUAAAAAAAAAAAAUCGUUUUACCGUUUGCACUGUGAAUUUCUGUUUGAUGCUGCUGCUGAAGGAUAUUCUUGAUAGGGAUGAUGCCACCUACAGGAAGGACCAGGCAGAGUCCCCUGAAGCCUUUUGCCUCCUCUCAAGGGGAGAGGCUAAGCCGCCCCACCCUGCAGACCCACUGUUGAACAACCCCUUGACCCCUAAACUUGAGAGUGGAGCAACAGCCUUCUAUCUACAGAACUAGCAAUUCAUGCACAGCAUGUUCUUUACCGGAGAUCAUCUGGGGUGGGGGAAGGGACUGAAGGCUUUAUUGCACAAGGGUGUAAUUAACGGCCUGUUGGUGAGGAACAAACUGCACAUCUCCCUAGUGCACCUUCUUUCCCAGAGAACUGAUUACUUUAUUUGUAGAUCAUCUUGCGACCUUCCUUAGGAUAUAAAUAUGCUGCAGGCCAUAUUAGAAAUGAGCAGGAGAGAGAAGCAAAUAAGAACAGAUUAAGAGCAGGUGCUAGUUCUGUAUGUCCAUUAAGAAAAAUACUUCCACAGGGUUGGGACUUUUAAGCAAAACUAUAUUGGAACCUGAGCAUGUUAUGAGACAAUUUUGCAUGAUUAAAAAAAACAGGUCUUACUCAGAGCUCGUUCCUAGCCUUACUCCUCAAAGGCUCUUCCUCCUUGAAGGCACCUGUGGCUGUUAGGGAGAAGGCACAAUCUUGCUACAUUUGCUCUCCUGUAGUAAAAGAGGAAUUCUGAGUGAAGAUGGUGAUGUGUAAUGUUGCUUGUCCUUGAGCUCUGGGAUCUGUUUUAAUUUGUUUUUAUUUUGAAUAGUUCUAAGGUCAGUUGCAACAUACUGGCAAAGUGGAUCUGUUGUUUUGGUUUAAUUAUUUACUUGUGUUUUAUCUUGUAUUUUAUUCUGUGAACUGCCCUGGGAUCUCUUGAUGAAGAGCUAUAUAUGAAUUUAAUAAAUAAGAAUAUAUGUUUAGUUUUACAUUUAGUUUAAGUGGUUUGGUUUCAUUUGAAUGACAGUAAUGGCUGUAUAGCACACAGAGUGGCCCUCUAUACACUAGCUGGGAAAAAAAUCAGGAAAAAAUAUUGAAAUAAAAUCGCUAUAAAUAGUAGUAGUGAUUUGGAGGUUUAAUUUGAAAUCAAGCUGGAUUUGAAUUUGUUGGUGUUUCUGGUAACCUCCCUCUUACCUCAUGGCUGUUGGUUCAUAUUAUGGAUGUAUGAUCUGUAUUGCUUUAUUGGUACUUUUGCUGCAGGUUUGUCAUUGCCUUUGGCUAGAAGAAUAAACUUAUAUUAAAAAUGAAUUGUAGUAGAGAAGGUUCUGAGGAUGUCUGAAAAGCGACUACAUGUUGCUUUAUUAGACAUUUCCAAAUUAACUUACUUUAUUAGGACUUCAUUUUUUAAAAAAAUACAAUAAUCUGGUAUUUCCUCCCCCUGCUUCAGUCUGGUCCAUGAGUUUAUCUAAUCAUAAACAUUCUCAGAUAAAAUAUAACAGCUGUAAAACUGAAUUAAUAUUGAAGCUAGCCAUCCUGCUGUGAGCACUUCCUCCAGCACAUAAAAGUACGUAACAGGUGUUAAAUAUCUGAGUACAAAGCUCAUAUUUCUCUGCCUGAAUCCUUCCUGCAAAAUAGCAGUUUAAUUUGCAAAUUUCAUUCCAACAAAAUACUUUCCUUCUUAAUGAUUCUCAUUUCCAGCAAAAUAAAAUGUUGUGUAAGUGAAUUUUCUUAGCAAUUCAUUAAACUUCAGGAUAUGUAGUAAUUAUGUUAGUUUAAUUGACAUUUGCACUAUGCACAAUGCAAGAAGCUCUAAAUCAAGCAAUACUUGAUGUGGAUUUUCUGUGUCUCUGAACAGUUCUUUACUAAACUUGAAAAUGUCGCAAAAGGGAAAUGAAUCAGCAUCUGGCUAAAUCUAGAAACUGACCUUCAGUUUGAGUGUUCACACUCUUAACGUAAUCAGGGACACUUAACAAAUGGCCAUUGCGUAUUUGCAUCAGACGUCUCUUCGCCUUCAUACAAACAGCUCCAUCAAAUCUACUUAUCUGUAUGCAAAUUUUCUUUUUAUAUGGAGGUGCAUUCCAUCUAUGAGUGUCAUACUGCAGUCUUGACACUAGUUUAUCUCAUCUGUUAUUAGUGAGAAAUAGGGCAGAAUAUCACUGUCCUGUGCUAUAGCAUAACCACAUGAAAUACUGAACUUUGAUUACUGGAGGGAUUGCUCAGUUGGUAGAGCAUGAGACUCUUAAUCUCAGGGUUGUGGGUUUGAGCCCCACAUUGGGUUAAAGAUUCCUGCACUGAAGGGGUUUGGGCUAGAACAGGGGUCAGCAAUCUUUUUCAGCUGUGGGCCACUCCACCGUCCCUCAGACCAUGUGGUGGGCCAGACUAUAUUUUGGGGGGAAAUAUGAAUUCCUAUGCCCCACAAAUAAUCCAGAGAUGCAUUUUAAAUAAAAGCACACAUUCUAUUUAUGUAAAAACACUAGGCAGGCCCCACAAAUAACCCAGAGAUGCAUUUUGAAUAAAAGGUCACAUUCUACUCAUGUAAAAACAUGCUGAUUCCCGGACCAUCCGGCGAUUGGGCGGCAUCCGGGCCCCAGGCCUUAGGUUGCCUACCCCUGGACUAGAAUGAUCCUUGUGGUCCCUUCCAACUCUACAAGUCUGUGAUUUCUUUCUUUCUUUCUUUCUUUCUUUCUUUCUUUCUUUCUUUCUUCCAGAGGAGGGUCAAACCACACUUCAUGUGGGAAUACUAUAGCUAUGAUUCUUAACAGCUUUUUAAUUUACAAAUAGUAGCUGGAAAGACGUAGCCCUUAUCCAAACUGGUGUGUCCCACAUCAACUGCCCUUGGCUGAUUUUUGUAAUAGAAAAAGAUACUGGGAGUUCCAGUUAUAGAACACCCACAUCACAUGUGCUUUGACCCUAACUUGGGCAAGAAUCCAAGGGGCUGGUUUAGAUUGCCCAGUGGGAUUUUAAAAAAACUUUUAAAAAUUAUAGUCUUUAAAGAACAGGCACCACUCUAACAUAUGGGGUCUAUGUGUGAGUGUGUGCAUGUGUGAGGAAGAGAGAGAGAGCUGUCCAUUUAAUAAAUCAAAUGUUGGUCAAGUAUUUAAAAGAGUAAUUUGUCCAGAUUAUAGAGAGCUCAUAAACAAAAACAUUAGCCCCACUGCCAAGAUCCCAAAAAACAGUGCAUCUCUCUUUCUGGAUCCUUGCCCAAGUGUUCCUUUGCAGAUACUGGUUCCAGCUGCAUUUUCUCUGCAUUCCAGUACAUAUUGUUACGUAUUGUGAAUUAUUAAAUAAUGAGGGAUCUCUGUCUUGCCACUGGUGCUUACAUAUUUCUCUGAGCUGCUCCAGUCAUCGACCCUUUCCACUUUCUGCAGGAAGUGUUUUUGUGGCACACAGGCUCAGUGUGUGGAGUGGUGUAAAACACUUUAAAACCAUGUUGGCAAAUCAAAUGGGUAAAAUAAAAAUUUAUCUGAAAAGAUAUUUGUUGACUUAGUGUGAUUUACUAACAUUUUCCUUGCUGAACAGUUUUAUACUACGUCUUGUAAAGAAUUAAUAGCUCUGACUUACUCCUGGGAAACAUGAAAGCUCCUCGUUUAUGGCCCAGCCCUGUGAAAUACACUAGUCCAUCCUUGUUCCAGUGAAGCAUUUAAGCUUGUCAACCAAAGAUAAAAUUAAAAUUUAAAACAGCUGAACAUGAUUAUUAAUCAUUCAGCUCCAGGGAGUCAUUAAAAUUUCCCAACCUCUGAGUACAAAUAAUAGAUUACAUCUAUAAAUACAUGAAGAAUUUUCAUACAGUUAUUACUUCUUCCAUUUUUCAUUAAAGGGGUGGUGCCAGAAAAGGUGUAGUUAGUUUUAGAAAUGUAGAUAUCUUAGUACAAAGUGUUCCUUCUUUUUCUUCUGAGUUCAUCUGCCACUGCCACAGGAACAAAGAUGGGGGGAAAUGAGAUUUCUCUUUUCAGUUCGGGAAUAUUUUUGUGUUUAAAUUCUUCGAUAAACUUUCAGGCUGCUUGAAAAUUUCUUAUGAAUGUCUGCUGCAUUACUUUCUUUGUACCUUAUUUUGGAAUUUGAGAAGUGAAGGAGCCUAGGCCAGGAAGCACACAUACCAUCAGCUCCUGAAAGAACCAUCAAGGACCUGAAAGAGAUGUUGAGGCAGUUCCUCUUCCACCAUCCCUGGGGCUGCAACAGACCAGGGAGCACACGUACUAAUGGGUCCCAGUUGGCCUGAGAAACCCCUGUCACUCUAAAUUUGUCUUUGUGCGUGUUUCAAAAUUCUAUAUCACAUUGGGUGACUUGGCAGAAAGGCAGUGCAUAAUUCCAUUAAAUAAAUAAUUGCAGGACCAGAUCUGUAUGUAGCAUAAGCUCUAUUGAAUUCAUGCCUGAGUUCCCUGUUUGUCCCAUUUUGCUUGGGAAGUGAAAGAGAAAUGCAAAAUAGGUGAGCCACUGUGUUUUUGAACAAUGUUUUGUUGACGCUGGAGUGCACCAAGUUUUGAGCGACUCAGAACUUUCCACCAGUUGCCGUGGCUAAAAGUUGUUUUAAAAGUUGCCUCAAAAGCUAACAAGCCACAUUCAGGGUUGCUGAAAAUUAAAGAUUGGUCUGGUCUGUACCAUGGAAGGUGGCCUGCUAGUUAUCCUGGUCCCAGGUUGUAUGCAACUUUAAGAUCUUUUCAGGAGACCCUGCUGUACCACAGGGAUGUCCAACCGGUCAACCGCGAUCGACAGGUCGAUCCUCGGGUGAUAGCAGGCUCAUUUUCCUUUGCAGGGGGGAAAGAGCAUCCGUGUGCAUGCCAUCCUGACCUGGCAAGCGUCUCUCAUUGCUCGGCCACCAGCACUGGCGCCCUGCUACGCUGGUGUGUAUGAAGCCCCUGCCAGCAGGCUGCGUCGACUUCACUCCAGCAGGAGGCUUCACGGAUCCCUGGGCGUGCUGGUCUACCCAUGUGAUUGGGCGUUGGUAGACUGUUCCUGGUGCCUGUCCUCUUCCCCGUGACAGCUCUACCGAAGGCCUGCCUAAGUGCUGUAUCGGAGGUGAGGUGAGAGCGGCGGUGUGUACAGUGGUACCUCUGGUUACGUACUUAAUUCGUUCCGGAUGUCCGUUCUUAACCUGAAACUGUUCUUAACCUGAAGCACCACUUUAGCUAAUGGGGCUUCCUGCUGCCGCCGCGCCACCGGAGCACAAUUUCUGUUCUCAUCCUGAAGCAAAGUUUUUAACCUGAGGUACUGUUUCUGGGUUAGCAGAGUCUGUAACCUGAAGCGUAUGUAACCCGAGGUACCAGUGUAUAUUCUUUUGUAAGUGAUCUAUGGUCCCCCCCCCAAAAGCAGAAGAACUGUGGCGCCCACCCCAAAAAAGCUCAACAAUUUUGGCCUGUCCACCCCCUCCAAAAAAGCUCAAGAAUUGUAGCCUGGCCCCCGAAAAGAAGCUCAACAGUUUUGCUCCCCUCCCCAUGGGUAGAUCACUGUCGGUUUUUUAUUCCGGGAGUAGAUCGCAGUCUCUUGGGAGUUGGACAUCCCUGCUGUAUCACUUGAUGACAACACAGAAGCAGGCCUUUGUGUUGAUACAUUCAAUCCUAGAACACCCUCUUUCAGGUAAUUUGUGAGGCAGAGACAGUAAUGACCAUUAAAUGAUACUUUAAAACUUUUAUGUAUACCCAAGUUUUCCUGCACUCUUAGUUUUUAAUUUCUUUGUUUUAUAUAUGGCUCAGUUUUAUUUGUAAGAAUUGGCUGCAUUUUGUUUUUAUCUCAUUUUUAGGAAAUGUUAUUUAAGAUUGUGCUUUUAUGUAAACUUCUUAGAUAUUUUUGUUAAGUGAUAAUUUUUUUAUAAAUAAAGCAUCAGCAGCUGUCAGUACAAAAAUAUUAUCAUUUCUGUUCUGCAUUCUUAAAUAAUGCAUGCUGCUUAUCACCAAAUAAGUUGUUAAAAUUUGUCCUAACUCUCAGGAUACAGAGCAGGUUAAAAGUCUAAAGCCACAAACACACUUAUAUAGGGUAAGUUUUGUAUUUCACUUGAAUGCAUUUCUGCAAAAUUUGCCUUCAUGAAGAUGCAAGAACUGGGUGCUUUCUUUUUUUACCAUUAUAAUCCCUAGUUUUCCCUUUGUCCAUUAUGGUGGAGGAAGGACUGACUAAUAGAAGAAUACACGGCCUAAAAUUUUAUUAGAAACAUCUGUUCAUUCAUAUUAGGCCGUGCCUGAUUACCAGUAAGUCUUAAUCAGGGUGAUGUACCUUCUAACAGCUACCCAGUUUCAAAUCUCUUAAAAUAGACCAAGCAUGAGAGUAAACAGCACAAGUUCCUUACGAAAUGUGCCUGGUUGUAAUCUGGUCUUUGGCAUCCUAGCAACGCCCAAAGUCAUCUGAAGAGUUUCAGAUCUCCAGUUGCUUUAUAGCUCCUCUGUUCUUUUUACUCAUUUUUAACUUGAGUGGUGUUUUUUAUGAUACAGCAGAAACACUUCAGAAAGUUAUCUUAAUAAUUUUGCUGUAAUGUCAUACUGAUGGCGAGAUGCUCAUAUUAUAAUGCUACAUUAGAUCUUGUAAUGACAACAUCAGACAGCGUCAGAUUAUUAACGUUCUUCUGCAGGUUUCUGUUGGAUAGAAUAUCUUUCCUAGAGAUUGUGUGUAGACAAGUUUGAUACUACCUGGGUUAGUAUCAAAAAGUAUCUUAGGAUUUGUUGGCUGCAUUUGUAGGUAAUGGUUUAGCAAGACAUGAACAAGCCUAACCACCUUCCUGGCUAACACACAUUCUCCUCAUCCUACUGCAUGGCUGGAAAGGAGUAGUUCAGAAGCUCUUCAGCCAAACUCCUUGUUCUGAAAGAUUCUGGGAGGUGUUCCUGCGCUUACAUUGCACAGGGUGCUGUUGUGUCUCACCAUUGUGACCAUGGACUGAAGGUGUGAUUUUGAGCACCUAAUACAGAGAGAGAGAGAGAGAGCGAGCACUUCAUUGCGGUCCAUAGACCCAAAAUACACAGUACAACAAUAGAAUAUAUUAAAAGUUAUUAAGGUGUAAGUUCGCUCUUGCUAGCCAACGGGGGAAUGUUUAGCCAGUACAUACUGUACAGUGGUACCGCCGGUUACGAACUUAAUCCAUUCUGGAGGUCCAUUUGUAACCCGAAACUGCUCGUAUCAUGAGGCGCACUUUCACUAAUGGCGCCUGCUGCGCUGCCGGUGUGUGACUUCCGCUCGCAUCCUGGGGCAAAGUUCGCAACAAGGGGCAUCUACUUCCAGGUUAGCAGAGCUCAUAACCCAAAGUGUUUGCAAGGAGUACAGUACGUAACACGAGUUUCCACUGUACAUAUAAGCCAAAUUUCUCCUGUUGUUUUUCCUCUUAAAACUCAAAUGAGGCCAGGAAGAAGGGGGGAGGGUGGAAUCCUCUCCAAAUGAAAAAUAAAUAAAAAAUGAAACCAACCAGAAAACCCUCUAAUCCGUUGGAAACAUCCAAAAUAAGCUGUCAAGCUUAGCCAAGCUCAGAUCUGCUCCCCACCAAGAAUAUUUUUAAUGCAUGUAUCAGACAGUUUGUGACAUUGUGGUAUUGCGGGGGAAGAAGAAAAUGAGACAGUAUUAUGCCUUUUUUUUUUUUUUUACAUUCCCCUGAGGCUGGUAACAUAUCCAUCGCCUGGUGGUUGUUUUAAAAAAAUGUGUAUAAAUGAGAGGGAUUAGCCACCCUGUUUGUAAAUGAUCCCGCAUGCUUGAGCGAUACUCGUGCCAGCAGUUGGGGCCCACUUUCCCCUCCGCAGCUACCCCCCAAGAUGUUCGUUGUGGGAGGGAAAUGAAAAUAAGUUGCUUUUCCUCUUUCAUGUUGCAGUGUUGCCUAAUCAGUGCUGACCUCAACCCUGAAGCUGACCAGAAUUAGGUGUAAGAUAACAUGGACAUCUGGACAGAACUAUUAGCACAUCUGCAUUGUCUCAUAGUCAGCACAGAAUAAAAAUAAGUAGUCUGAUAAGUAUUUUAAUGCUAUGCAGAUAAUGGCUUUACUAAUUCUGCACAGCCAGGCUGGGAUAGCAGGCUUGUUGGUUUUUGAAUGUCUGAUGUAGAUUUUUUUCAAUUUCAUUGUUCUGUAUGGGACAAUGACAAUAAAGAUUAUCAUAUUGAAUCGUAUGUAGUGGGGACACAAAUUAACACAGGACUGGUCCAUGCAAUGAGACCCUGGGGCACACCUCUCAUAUGGCAGCCUUUUCAGUCCUUUGCAUGCCCCUGUUUGGACAUGAUGCUCAGUGCAUAGGUGUCUGAUGGAGCAGCUGGCUUUCUCCCAAACCCACAUGUAGGUUUUACACAGUGUUUGCACAAUAAUGCCACACACAUGGGCAGCCUAUAAGCUAAAUGACUUCCAGUUGAAGGAGGUGGGUGAUAGGAGUCAUACUGACAUGGUAAUGUAAUCAUUUCCCUGUUAAAUUUCCUUGGUUUACUGUGUGCAGGUCUUUCUCUUACGAUUGGACCUAGUAGCUACUGCUGUAGUUACUAAUCACAGAAGGUAGAAGGUUUAUAUUCAGCAUUCAUCCUUUUUUUAUGCCCUUUAUGCCCUUCUUUUUGCAGUAACAACAAGAGUCUGAAUCCCCAUUCCCACCUUACCAGGAGCAUAUUUGCAGGGGGGUCAGAAGGAAGCAGAAAGCCUCCAGAAUCUAUUUGCAGUGUGAGGCACUUUGCUUAGACAUGUCCAUCAUUGGUUGGAUGUCAAGAUUUGUAUUGUAUCGUUUGUAUGUAUUUUCAUGGAUCUGUUUAUUCUUGGCAGCCUUCUUGGCUGAAAGGUGGCAUAACUUAACAAGAUUGGAUACUCACUUUUUCUUCUGUUCUGAACAGAGGGUAGGAGCAAAUCUUUUCACUCUGUGAGCAAGUGCAGAGAUGGCUGAUGUAAGUGCCUCUUUUCCCAGUGGAGGGGGGCACACCUGCACCACCUCGUAGUUCUGUCUUUUAUUCUGCUCUUUUAUAUGUCACAGUCAUUUUGUGUUAUGCCACAGUCCCACAACAGCCAUUUUGUGACCAACGCUGAUGGCCCUUUUUCAAAAUUUCAAAUGCGCCCAUGGGCCCAAAAAGGUUCCCUGUUAAUCUUUGCUUUGAAUUCCAAGCUCAAUAUUGAAAUGAAGGGUUGCAGUGAUUGACAUUUGCAAGACUGCUCUGCUUGAAAAUUUAUUUUGGACACACCUGGAGGCUUACAUAUGUCCAAUAAAUUGUGGCAACUUAUUGAUUCAGUAGUAGAGCUGUUGUUGGAGCUGCUGUUGGAGAGAGAGAGUUUGUUGCGUAUGGCACCUUACAGACCCCGAUAAGCUUACAGUACAGUGGUACCACGGGUUAAGUACUUAAUUCGUUCUGGCGGUCCGUUCUUAACCUGAAACUGUUCUUAACCUGAAGCACCACUUUAGCUAAUGGGGCCUCCCACUGCCGCUGUGCCGCCGGAGCACGAUUUGUGUUCUCAUCCUGAAGCAAAGUUCUUAACCUGAAGCGCUAUUUCUGGGUUAGCGGAGUCUGUAACCUGAAGCGUAUGUAACCCAAGGUACCACUGUUUAACAUUCUACACAAGGCAAAAGACAGAAAGGUGGAAGCUGGGGAAGUGUAUGCAUUUAUUUCAGAUACACAUACUUUGGCUUAAUUAGGAUAUAGUGUCUAUGGGGCUGUGCCAAAGACUUUUCAAACUUUGAAUUCAGUUAGUGUUCUGAAGCUAUUUUUUGUGCUAUAUUAUAUAUUUCUUUCCUCAUUGUUCCCAUUGUUAUUUAAGAUAGAUAUACAUUGAUUGUAUUGUGUAAGUGCUCUGGCUGAAAAUGCAGCCCAAUCAACCCAUUUUCUGAUAAUUUUAGGGACUUUUGAGUCUAGAAAAGGAAGCGGAUAUUUUUAUAUUUAGUUCUCACAAAGCCCUCCUGGCCAAAUCUUGCGAUUGUACUCAGUUCACUGAGCAAUUUAUUCACUAGGGUAGAACAAAUUUAAUUUGUGGUCUGUUUCAGUGUAUCAGACUUGACAGCGUUUGAACUAUAUUAGCACUCUUGCAGAAUUCCCUUUCCAAUUUAUUUUUGAGUUUAAUAUUACUAUGUCAAGUGAAGAAUCAUACACUAGAUCUUCCUUGCACCCAUACCUCUACAAAAUAGUGGUUGAGGCUGUAGGAACAUUCAAUUUUAAAGUUUCGCAUCUUUAAGUUUUACAUUUCACCAUCCUCUCUCACACACCGAUAAUAUAGACAAAAAAAUCUAUACUAGAAUAUUUUGUAAUGAGAGUUCAACUUCAGUUCUUUUCUUCUCUCUAUGAGCUUGUCCACAUGGGAGUUUAAUGUGCCUCAGCCUUUUUCCCCUGGUGCCAACAUAAUAUUCCCCCCUCAUGCAAGUGGCAGCCUGCACCUUUUCCCCAAUUCAGAUUUUGCCAAUCAACAGAUGGUCUGAUGUGGGGAGAGAGGGAUCCAAUACGUGUUACCUGGAUGUAGAUGUGCUGAAGCACAUUAUAAGACCACAUUUUGGUGGGUGAUAUAUGUGGUGGUGUUUCAUUGGGUGGUCUCUAUCACCACACCCUCUGCUUCCAUUUGCUUCUCACCUGAGCACAUCCUAGACAUUUUCAUUUUGUCAACCAAAAGGAAAGGAAGCAGUGUUCCUACUUCCACUUACUGUUGGUGAAGCCACUUUCUCAGUAAAUGCACACAUAUAUUCAUUUUUAAUGCAGCUGUUUUGCACAAAACUGGCCUUUCAGGUCAUAAACAAAAAUCUAUUUGUUAUCCCAUCCUGUUUUGGCUCUGUGUGUGUGUGUGUGUGAGAGAGAGAGAGAGAGAGAGAGAGAGAGAGAGAGAGUGUCAUGCUUCUUAUUUUAUUUGUAAUAUAUACCGAAGGUUUUGUGCAGAUUUACAAUGGCUGUUGAAGGCAACCUCCUCUAAGCCAUCCCCUCUGCUUUCUGUGUGUGGGGAGGAAAGGGUCUAGAGCAUGGGUAGGCAAACUAAGGCCCAGGGGCCGGAUCCGGCCCAAUCACCUUCUAAAUCUGGCCCACAGAUGGUCUGGGAAUCAAAGCGUUUUUACAUGAGUAGAAUGUGUCGUUUUAUUUAAAAUGCAUCUCUGGGCUAUUUGUGGGGCAUUAUUUUCCCCCCCCAGAAUAUAGUCCGGCCCCCACAAGGUCUGAGGGACAGUGAACCGGCCCCCUGCUGAAAAAGUUUGCUGACCCCUGGUCUAGAGAGUGAAGGUACCUCCUUCCACCUGUGCACAUGCCCUCAAAGGACCUCAGGUUUCUCUAACAGAGAAAGCAGUAAUUGAGGGGGGGAGGACAAGGGUCUACCAUCCUAAUAUAGCCCAUCAAGCACUGCCCACUAGUGUGAAUGGGAAAUGUCAAGAUAGAUUUGGGAAGCUUAAGGCUGAAGGUGCUCAUAUGUGGGCAAAGUUAAACAAAAGUGCAUACAGGAAAAUCAGUUCUGUUCAAUCCGUGUACAUAGCACAUGGUUAAACUGUGAAACUUACACAGGAGGCAGAGACGGCUUUAAAAUAAGAUCAGACAAAUCAGUGGAGGAGAAGGCUCCAUGAUGGUUGUGCUCUGCCUCUGCAACUGCAGCAAUGCUUCUGAAGAGCAGUUGUUGGAAACCACAGGAAGAGACAGUGCUCUUGUGCUGAAAUCCUACUUGCGGUUUUCCUACAGGCACCUGGUUGGCUAUUGUGAGAGCAGGAUUCUGGACUUGAUGGACCAUUGCCUAAUUCCAGCAGGCUCUUCUUAAAUGCUAAAGCCUUAGCAUGGAUACAGCCUCAAUUUCCAGCAACAUGCAUUAGCUUUUAGGCCAUGUUUACUCUGUAACAAUUGCACAGAAAGCAGCUUCAUGUUGACACCUGAAACCCUUGAACUAUUUCUGUAUAUUUAAAGUUUGCCAGUGAGAUAUUUUGGAAAGCAUUUGCAGAUAUUGCAAAUAGUUUAAUAUGUACAGUGUGUAAAAUAAAACAGCUAAAAAGACCACAUCUCUUUGGGGCAAAAAAUAAAUACAUACACCUGGAAACACAAAGCGCCAAUCAAACUGUGUUGCCAAUUGAACUCCUUGAAUUUCACACAGCUGGAAAGGGACUGAAACUUCUGAACUGUUUCUGCACUCAGGGACAGCACCAGAGGAGUUUUCCUCCCAACACUGUUGGUGAACCUGUGGCUACUUGAAGGAAAGGUACUUUUCACAUGCUUCUAUCCUCCCAAUCUCUGUGUUCUCCAGUGGUUUUCCCCCUCCCUAGUGCAAUCUCUGUUUGAACUAAGGUAUGGUUUUGGAAGGUUUGAGGCUCUCAUUUAAGGUUGCAUGAGAAACAGAAGAUCAUUUUCUUUUUUUAUAUUAUAAUGUUGAAUUACUUCAAUUUAUUUCUCUUCUUUCAGCUGGUCUGAAAAUCCCAAAGAGUGGAAGUUUCAGAAGACAAGGCAAACUUGGCUUCUUUUACACAUGUAUGAAAAAGACAAGGUAUGUUCUGGUGCCCCCCCUUUAAACAGUAGCAAAAUGUGCAUCUUUGUAUAGUCACGGGGCUGAGCAAAAGUCUUGUUGCAUGUUACAUGAUAAAACAAACUACCAGCACAUAGUUAAUCAUUAAUUUGUUAGAUUAUACUGCAUAUUCCUAACCCAUGGCACGGCACCUCCUCCUGUGCAGAUUGAGCAGAGUCACUUACAGCCUUUUACAUCCUCUCCAAGGGGAGGAGGCAUCCUGCGCUCCAGAGUGAGCCUAAGGUCAAAGGAAUUUGGGUCUAAAAAGUUCUCUUUAGAGGCUUUCCUUUUGUGAAGUCUCCCACCCUCUGUUUUAUCUGCAAUCUACCCUUCAUUCUGACACUUCAUUUUGAACUUUUCCCACAGUCUGUGUUGUCACGUUUCCACUCCUUUUUAUGUGUGUGGUUCUAUGUCGUCUUUCCCCUAACCCCUCCCUGUUUCCAGUUUGGGCAUGGGGUGAGCUGGCUACUGGUUUCUUAGAAGGCACCGCAUGGGUAUAGUUGGAAAUUAAAAGCCUGGGAUCUGUGCUAUGCCUUUAUAUCCGACUUCCAAGAAUUUCAUCAACAGGAGAAGAAGGAGGGGGUUGGCUUAAUGUGAACUCUCCUAGCCCUCUGUAUUCAGUUCCUUUGAAGACUGUUGGUCCAGUGUGGCAGCAGUGGUGUUUUUAAGGAAAUCGCCAUUGUGUACUUUGUAUUUUUAUCCCACCCUUCCUCCAAGGAGUUUAAGCCAUUGUUCCAUUUUAAAAACAAGAUGUGAGGCAGGGUAUGCUGAGAGAUUUGGACUGACCUCAGUCAUGCAGUACAUUUUAUGGCUGUGUACUUGUAUAAGGGUUUUUUUGUGUGUAGACAAGAGCAAAUAAAAAAUAAAUCAGUUAUCCAGCUAAUACUUAGCUCACAUAUGACCACGUGGAAGGUUCUGAAAAAUGUUUUCUUGGGGUGGUGGUUGCUCCUCAUGAAGGUGAUAAUAUUGAAAAUCUUUGAAUCAGUCCUGUUGCCUGCACAGUCGCCAUGAAAAGUCUUCAGUAAAAAAGAAAUUUUUUCCCCCAAUGGGAGGGAUGGUUUAACUUAAACACCAUUCUGUCUGUGUUGCUGGUGUCUCAACCCAAAGUCAUUGAGUAAUGGAUCCUUCACUUUCUCUUCCUUUUCAUCGUAAAGGUCCCUGAUGAAUAUUUUUCCAUUUUGCUGCGGUACCUUGAAGGACUCCAGGGCAGUGCGCGAGACGUAACUGUGCAGAAAGCAGAAUCUGUCAUGAAGGAAUAUGACAAUUCUGAAAGAGAAGAUUCAAGCCAACUGGAGAAAUGUGAGCGGAUCCGAAAAGUUCUACAGUUGUUAUCAUGAAAACAUCAUCCUAUCAAGCCUUCCCACACCCAUAUAUCUGCAUUUUAUUACAGGACCAGAGCUGAAUAUAGUUCCUAGCCUUUAAACAGUCCUGUGAAAUUCAAACUCUCUUUCAAAAGCAGUGUUUACCCCCAUCUUUGUCCUCUCUCUUUUUAAGCAAAUUGCUUCCAGUAUUGCAAAGGUGAUGAAAAAUAAUUGAUCCAUGUUAAAACAGCAGCAGCUACAAGACUUUGACUCCUACCGGUAUUUUUCUGCUCUUCUUUUGGGAACUAUUUCCUUUAGCUUUUUCCUAUAUAAUUAUUAUUAAGGGUUUUGCAUCUGUGGCAAUUCCCUCCAUAAUAAUGGUUUUAAACCCAACUGAAAUGAUUAACUUCCAUUGAAGCAGCUGAAAUCUUUAAUUGCUUGAGGCGUCUUUAGUCUGUUAACUGCAGGUUUCAUUACUCAACUUGUAGUCAAAGUUGAAGGUCUGGAAGCUGUUGGCUUAUGUUGGUCUUCCUUUAUUUUUCUUGAAAGUUUUGUUUCUUUUAAUCAGCAACCACAAAAUAGUGCUGAAAUGCACACAACUGUAAGAACAACAAUUAUGAGAAGUUUACAGUAAAGUAGACAAAAUAUCAUCACACUUGCAAAGUACAUUUCAGCAAGGCUUACAAAGAACCAUAAAGCACAAAAGUAAUUGUACUGUAUUGAAGAAUGCUCCAAGCAUUAUUUUAAGCUGACAGCAGACAGGCUUCCAGAUAAGGUCCUGUUUUGAAGAUCUUCCUCAGAUGAUAGAUAUCACCUCAAAAACAUUUCAAGGCCCUGAUUGCAGUUUUCAACUGGGAGCUCCUCAGGAAUUUUUCUCCAAGAAGUUACUCGAUUCCCAGAGGAUAAUACCACUUCAAGGGUCCAAAAUUCUGGCAGAUUUUUAUUUUCAUUACCUACAUGCUCAUGUGAGAUAACAAAAUUAUGGACUCUUUCAUGUGUUAUGAUCAAUAAAAGGAUACAUUGUUGCCAUUUUGGUGCAUACCUGGCCUUCAUACUGUCCUUGUGUGAUUGUUUUCCUGAUGAGUAAAUCUUGCGUUCAGUUCUUUUGUCUGGCAGUCCAUCCUUAUCAUAAGAGAGAAGACUUCUGCAAAUAGUCAUGCAGGAAUAGUGAAUUCAGAGAGCUGGAAUGACAAACAUAUCUAUUACUAAAAUGUCACA
Molecule: messenger RNA, 33987 nt
Organism: Podarcis lilfordi (Lilford's wall lizard)
Lineage: Eukaryota; Metazoa; Chordata; Lepidosauria; Squamata; Lacertidae
Source: the annotation of a GenBank genome assembly